AUUAUGUAGGCAAGCCCAUGUCAUUAUUCGACUUAGUUUUGUGAUUUACCCUCUUAUCGUGUUGAUCUUUCUUCUUAAUUAUUCAGAAUAGACAACACUUUCAAAAUCGUAAUUAAUGAUAACAAGGGCAUCUCUUGCUGCACAAAGUUUACGCGAUAUCAUCUCAAUUUAUCGUCGAAUAAUGAGAUAAAUGGCUAAAGUUAUACCCCCCACAGCUCGAUAUCUCUAAUCUUGAAUAGUUUCGGUGUGUCUGUCAAUUUAUCAGCAUCUCUCUUUCUUUCUCUCGUUAUUAUACAUAUGCUCAUUCGAAAAUGGGCAUUUUAAAGUUUUACAAGGCUCCCGGAUUGAAGGCGGGACAGCUGAAGAGCAAACUACACAAGGUGUCGGAAAUCGAGACUUCGGUGACCGAUCUUGAGACAGAAUUGUGUUAUUACGUAGAGAUCACCGAGCCGCUCCGGGAAGAAGAGAUUAGGAUAUUAAAAUGGAUCUUGUCACCUCCCUUCGAACGAGAAUGCUUGCAAUAUGACAGUGUAUUCAAUAAUAUUCAAGAUGAUGCUGUUGUUAUUGAAAUUGGACCCAGGUUGAACUUCUCAACAGCAUUUUCCACUAAUGUAGUGUCCAUUUGUAAAUCUGUGAAAUUGAAUAAAGUCACGAGAAUAGAAGUGUCAAUUAGAUAUUGUAUCAAAUUUAAAGGGCUUGUCGAUAAGAAAGUAGAAAAUGACAUUGUAGAGAUAUUGGGAGAUAAAAUGACAGAAUGUAGAUACGUAAAACCUGUUGAAACAUUUGAUCAUGGCUUUAGGCCAGAGAAAUGGUUUGAAGUUGACCUAAUUAAAAAAGGCAGGAAAGCUUUGGAAGAAGUUAAUUUGAAAUUGGGCUUGGCAUUUGACGACUGGGAUUUAGACUUUUAUACCAAAUUAUUUCUUGAGAAAUUAAAGCGUAAUCCAACAAGCGUAGAAUGUUUUGACCUUGCCCAAUCUAACAGUGAACAUAGUCGUCAUUGGUUCUUUAAGGGACGUAUUAUUUUGGAUGGUAAAGAAGAAGAAAAAUCCUUGAUUGACAUGAUUAUGGACACACAAAAUUACUCAAAUUCGAACAAUGUAAUUAAAUUUAGCGAUAACAGCAGUGCUAUAGAAGGAUUUCAAGUCCCUGUCCUGUGUCCUGUAGAAACUCACAAAUGUAGCAAUUUUCAUCUGGAAGAUAUGAAGCAGCAUCUCAUUUUUACAGCGGAGACACACAACUUUCCAACUGGUGUGGCACCUUUCAGUGGUGCCACAACGGGUACUGGAGGGCGACUAAGAGACAUUCAAGCAAUCGGUAGAGGAGGAAAUUACAUAGCAGGCACUGCAGGUUACAGUGUUGGCAAUCUUCAUAUUUCAGGCUAUGACUUGCCAUGGGAGGAGAAGGAUGCAGUUUAUCCCAAUAACAUGGCAUUGCCGUUAGAAAUAAUAAUCCAAGCAAGUAACGGCGCUUCUGAUUAUGGGAACAAAUUUGGAGAGCCUGUCGUAUGUGGCUUCGCGCGUUCUUAUGGAGCAACGAAUUAUGCGGGAAUUAGACGAGAAUGGAUCAAGCCUAUAAUGUUCAGUGGAGGUUUAGGAACGAUGGAUGCAAAUUUGACUAAUAAGGUUUCAGCAGAACGGGGUAUGGAAGUGGUCAAGAUCGGUGGACCUGUUUAUCGAAUCGGCGUAGGUGGUGGUUCAGCGAGUUCCGUAGAGGUGCAGGGUGACAACAGUACCGAGCUAGACUUCGGUGCUGUGCAGCGCGGCGAUCCUGAGAUGGAGCAGAAAUUAAAUCGCGUAGUGCGUGCAUGCACGGAAAUGGGUGAUAGUAAUCCGAUCCUUAGUAUCCACGAUCAGGGCGCCGGCGGUAACGGAAAUGUUUUAAAAGAACUAGUGGAGCCUGCAGGUGCCGUCAUCUUUACUAAGAAUUUUGACCUCGGCGAUCGCAGUAUCAGUACAUUAGAGCUCUGGGGCGCGGAAUACCAAGAGAGCAACGCGAUUCUUUGCAAAUCAAAGGACGAGGAUUUAUUAAAGAGAAUCGCCGCGCGUGAAAAGUGCCCCAUCAAUUUCGUUGGCACUGUCACGGGAAAUGGAAAAAUCAUUGUUUCCGAGGAGGAGAAUUAUGAACACGCGUCAAAGUAUUUUAAUAAUGAAGACGGAAGCCUGGAUGGCAGCAAGCAUCCAGUGAAUCUGGAACUAGAAGUUAUUCUUGGAAAAAUGCCUCGUAAGAUUUUCAAUCUGGACAAGAUAUCGUCGCAAAAGUUUCCCAUGAAGUUGCCCAAUGAAUUAACAGUUCUCAACGUCUUGGACAGAGUUCUUCGAUUACCUUCGGUGGCUAGCAAGCGGUAUCUAACAAACAAGGUGGACCGUUGUGUAACGGGUUUAGUGGCCCAGCAGCAGUGUGUCGGUCCAUUGCAUACUCCUCUGGCAGACGUUGCAGUGGUAGCCAUUUCAUACUUUUCUGUGGAAGGCAUCGCAACGUCCAUCGGCGAACAACCGAUUAAAGGAUUGGUGAAUGAAGCGGCUGGCGCUCGAAUGACAGUUGCCGAGGCUCUCAGCAACCUAGUAUUCGCGCGUAUCACGAAUCUGCGAGAUGUCAAGUGUAGCGGCAAUUGGAUGUGGCCGGCGAAACUUCCUGGCGAAGGAGCGGCGCUCUACGAAGCUUGUUCGGCGAUGUGUUCACUGAUGAAGGAACUCGGAAUCGCGAUCGAUGGCGGUAAGGAUUCGCUCAGCAUGGCCACGCGUGUCGACAAAAAUGUUGUCAAGGCGCCCGGCGCUCUCGUUGUGUCUUGCUACGCACCGUGUCCCGACAUUCGCCGAGUAAUUACCCCGGACCUCAAGGCUCCCGCUGCGGGACGGCAGAGUUAUCUGCUCUUUAUUGACUUGUCUCGCGGGAAGAGUCGGCUCGGUGGUACAGCCCUAUCUCAAGUUUAUAAUCAAUUGGGCGAUGACGUACCUGAUGUUGAAGAUGCGGAGACUUUGAAAAAUGCCUUCAAUGCCACGCAACAAUUAAUCGCCGAUGAAAAGGUCCUCGCUGGUCAUGAUGUCAGCGACGGUGGAUUGAUCACGUGCCUCCUAGAAAUGUGCUUUGCCGGAAUUUCAGGGAUAAAUGUCGACAUAACUCACAAGUCUGCAUCUGCCAUUAACAUUUUGUUUUCCGAGGAGGUUGGCUGGAUAUUAGAGAUCGACGAGAAAUAUCGUGACGAAGCAAUGAAAGUGUUUCAGCGCUACAGAACCCCCGUGUACUUGAUCGGAAAAUCCGCGGGUUUCGGAAUGAACUCAGAAGUGAUCGUCAAGGUGCGCGGUAAUAUCGCACUAAGAACUACAGUAAUCGAUUCGAUGACUAUCUGGGAAGAGACCAGUUACCAGCUGGAGCGUCAUCAGACAAACGUCACCUGCGCCUUGGAAGAGUUUUCUAAACUACGGGAACGAAACAUUCCCGCCUACCGUCUUAGUUUCGAUCCUGUUAAGUCUCAUUCGAUACCACAGAAGAAUAUCAAAGUAGCCGUGAUAAGAGAAGAAGGUAUCAACGGCGACAGAGAGAUGGUCGCUUCUCUAUUAAAAGCUGGCUUCGAUGUUUGGGAUGUUACGAUGCAAGAUCUGCUAAAAGAUUGUAUCACCCUGGAGAUUUUCAGAGGUAUCAUCUUUCCCGGUGGCUUCAGUUACGCCGAUGUCUGCGGUUCUGCUAAGGGAUGGGCAGCCAGCUUUCUCUUUCAUCCAUCUCUACGUGAGCAGUUGCGGCGAUUCGUUGCUCGCGAAAACACUUUUAGUUUGGGAGUUUGCAAUGGUUGUCAAUUGAUGAGUCUUCUAGGAUGGGUGGGUGACGAAGACAUUGAAAAAAAUAAAAGUGGAGGAAUUUAUUUGGAUCAUAAUCUUUCGGAGAGAUUCGAAUGUAGGUGGAGCACUGUUAAGAUCGAGAACUCACCGUCGAUCAUGUUAAAAGGAAUGGAAGGUAGUGUUCUUGGAAUAUGGGUGGCUCAUGGAGAGGGCAGAUUCAUUUUCCGCGAGGAAGUUCUAGAAUCUCUUGAAAGAAAUAACUGCUUACCAAUCAGAUAUACAGAUGAUUACGGCAAUCCGACUGAACAGUAUCCUAUGAAUCCGAAUGGCAGUGUAAAUGGCAUAGCCGCUGUUUGCUCUAAAAAUGGUCGACAUCUGGCGAUGAUGCCACAUCCGGAGAGAUGUACGCAAAUAUGGCAAUGGCCUUGGAAACCAGUAGAUUGGAAUUUGGAAGUCUCAUCACCAUGGCAGCGACUCUUCGAUAAUGCGUAUAAUUGGUGUCAAGAGUGCGACUGAAAACUUGCUUAUCAAAUUCGAUAAGGUGUUUUAUCGAUAAAGAACUUUGUUAUGAUUUAUUACUUUAUUCAUAUAUAUAUCUUUUUUCAUAUUUCUCAAUUCAGUUUGAAAUCAAUAUCACAUGGAAUCAAUAUUAAAAGUAAUUAUUUGUAAAAAAAAGAGAAAUAAAAAAUAAAAUUAAAUAGUAAAUUGACAUGAUGUCAAAAUAAAAUAAAAGUAUAUUUUCUAUACAAAUAAAAACUGUAAGCAUAAAAUUCAAUGUACAAUAAAUAUUAAUCAAAUGAUAAAUUGUCAAUUCUAAUAUUUGUUUAUAUAAGAAAAGAAAUAAAGUUUAAAAAAAAAGAAAAAAAA
This is a messenger RNA of Formica exsecta, 4640 nucleotides long. RefSeq names its product phosphoribosylformylglycinamidine synthase (gene Pfas). NCBI's taxonomy places the organism in Eukaryota, Metazoa, Arthropoda, Insecta, Hymenoptera, Formicidae. Gene Ontology annotation, molecular function: phosphoribosylformylglycinamidine synthase activity. Gene Ontology annotation, biological process: 'de novo' IMP biosynthetic process. The transcript has 9 exons. The coding region runs from base 312 to 4289 and encodes 1325 amino acids. The record is from RefSeq and is a predicted model, not a curated record.